AUGACACAUAUCGUUGAAUCUCAUGAUGAUGCACCGAAUGACAGUGUUGGCAAUCUUGAUACUAAUCCUUCUCAAACUGCUAUAGACCUCAAGUCUGACUGGGACUCAAGCUCAACAUAUUGGUGCUAUGUUAGCAACUCUGAAUUUGGAGACCUAUCAAAGUCUUCUAUUCCAGAUAAUUAUUUAACAUAUUCUAAGCCUCGUGAUAAAAUUUCAUCUGAGCAUACCGCCGACGACAUUCCUUGGCCCAGAAUUAAAGCAAGAAUAUUUAAAUCAAAUGAUCAAAGUUCUACGGAUUCAUUAGUUAAAAAGGAACCAAAAUCUAAUGUUAAAAGAAAGAAUCAUGGAACCAGAGUUUGUUAUCGACGUGGGGAUGCCUCUCACAAAGAUGAGCUGAAUGAAUUUAAACAUCAUUGUGUGUGGACUCUUGUUCCAAAGCCUCAAGGAAGAACUAUCAUUGGCACUUGCUGGGUGUUCAGAAACAAUAUGGAUGAAGAUGGGAUCCUUAUUAGAAAUAAAGCAAGACUUGUGGCCCAAGGAUUUUGUCAGCUGGAAGGAUUUAACUAUGACGAUAUGUUUGCCCCUGUUGCUAGACUUGAAGCAAUUUGUUUUUUUUAUUUUGAUUCAUUCAAUAACUUCGAUGUGUAUCAAAUGGAUGUUAAGACUGCCUUCUUACAUUAG
Molecule: messenger RNA, 681 nt
Organism: Lactuca saligna
Lineage: Eukaryota; Viridiplantae; Streptophyta; Magnoliopsida; Asterales; Asteraceae
Source: the annotation of a GenBank genome assembly